CACAGCUGCAGCACCGCAGCGCCGCAGCCACCGCGGCACAACGCCGGCUGCAGGCUCCCUACCCCGCGCUGAAGCGUUUUCCUCGGGGCUUUAAAAGGGAAACUCCACGGAUCUCAAUCCAUGUGCCAGCAGCACUGCCAGGGGACAGUAACCGCGGAACCAGCCCGAAGAGAUGCUGCGGACCAGCCCCGUCUCGCCGGCGGCGGGAGGAGAUUCCUUCAUGGCAAACGAGCCCAUCACGGAGUCAGGAUGCUGCACCCCACGCAAGGGAGCCACUCACUGUGUCCCAGACAGAGAGAAGACUUCCAGCACCACGCUGAGGAAAAAGGUGAAUUACACUGGAAACAACCCCAAAACCUGCAGCUACAAACAGCAGGAGGGAAAGGUUGUCUUUUCCUUUUUUAACCAAAACAAAGCUUAACGCGAGUGUCCCUGAGUACAGCCUCUGCCAACCCUCAGAGCAUGCUGGCCUCUCAGAUCAGCUCCCACCUCUCUUUACACUUGUUGCUGGAAAUACCUGCCCCAAAUAGAGUUCUUAUUUCCAUAGUGAGCUCAGGACUCGGUUGAGGUAACCCCUGUUGUUACUGGUGAAGGCUUCCUCUUGCCGAAUGCCUUUGGAGUUGGGCUGCAGCCACUAGUGCCACACCAAAUGACGGUGCCCAGCGCCUCCAGCAGCACCGUGGUCACUGAUGACAUCCAGGGCAGGAGAGGGAAGGUUCUAUCCCAGCACAGGCAACAGGCACAGCAAAGGACAGUGAGCACCGCAGCAAGACCCCAGGCAGGCGCACAACACCUGCUAGUAUAUGCAAGUCCCCUGCACAUCCACACAUCUCGCUCAGAGCUGCUCCUACCUCUGCAGGAGCUGGAUGGGAUGGGAGGCUCCGAGCUGCCUCACGAGGGAGGACAGAGCCUGAAGCCUGCUACGUUCCUGCGAGGGGACUACCCACCACUGCUCCCUUCCCCAGCAGACACUCCAUGGGACUUGGGGCUCCCCAGCACUGCCCCUCCCCUGGUAGACAACCUAAGGAGAUGGAGGUCUCCCAGUACUGCUCCCCCCACCCCCUCGCCCCCAAACUCUCCGCGAGUGUUAGGGUACAUCGGCACUGACACACACUCCAACCCAUGGAGAAGAUGAGCGGUCCCUCAACACUGACCCCGGACAGCACCGACCCCAACCCUACACAUCCCACGGGAGGGGGGGGGGGAGCAGAGACCUCCCGACCGCACCUCACAACCCCACCCACAUCCUUACGAAGGGAAGGGGACGCUCCGCAUCCCAACAUUGACAUUUCACAUUCUUCUCCCCCAAAACACUCUCUCUAAAGCAGAAGAAGUCCCCUCCCGACUCCGGGACCCACCCAAGGCCGCCCCCGCCCGGUACCUGCCGCCCGACCGCUCCUCAGCGCCGGUCCCCGCCCUCGGGAACCAGCGGCCCCCGCCCGCAAGGCCCCCGCUAGGCUCUCCGGAGUGCCCGCGGCACUGCCUCACCGCGCUGCCGCACGCCUGGCGCGGACCGGUGUCAGGCAUUGGCGUGGGCAGCCCCGCAGGCGUCGGGAGGGCGGAAGGGGCUCCCGGAAGCGGCCAUGCGCACUGAUGGCAGUGAAGCUGCUGGGGCGGCCUGGGAGCAGGGCACGCCCUGCUGCCGGCGGGACGGGACGCAGCGGGGCGGGGGCGGCGGCGCCCACGGGGCUGGGUCCUCCCCGAUGGGGCUGGGUCCUCCCCGAUGGGGAGGUGCAGCUGAGGCGGAGGAGGAAGCGGAGACGGGACGUGGAGCUGUCGCAGCCAGAUGCCAAGGAGAAAGGAGGUGCCAGCACUGCGCAGCCUCUGCCUGCAGAGCCUGGCACAGCACAUGCAGAGCCUCUGGGUGAAGGACUACAGCGACAACUACCUGGAUGAGUACCAGUUCCGCUUUGUCAUGGGCCCCUUUAAUGACCUCGCUGGCAACUUGGUGCAGGAGCUGAUCCAACUGCUGGGCGAGAGCCGGCGCCUGACACGGGCUGCACUUCACCUGCUGCUGGUGCCACACCUGCAGGAGCUCAGCCUGCGGCCAUGCCCCAGCCUGGCCAGCAAUGCCAUUGGCCAGCUCAUCACCAUGCGCUGCAAGAACCUGAGCUCCCUGGACCUGCACGGCUGCAGCCGGCUCUCAGUAGACGUUCUGGUGGACCUGGCUGAGAGUCUGCCACAGCUGUGCCGGCUGAGGCUGGCAGGGACCCAGGCCAACGUCCAGGUGCUCUCAGCUGUGGGUUCCUGCUGCCGGCGCCUGCAGGAGCUGGAUGUGUCCUGCUGCAAGAAGGUGUCCCCGCGCGCCCUGCGGUACCUGGCCUACGACCCUCUGACCCAGACCCUCUGCUGCCCCAACCUCCGCGUCCUGCUGGCCCGCGACGUGGAGCCAGUGGAGAACAUGGUGCCAGCACUGGCCUUCCUGCUGCUGGCCCUGCCACGCUUGGAGUUUCUGGCCCACAGUGCAGUGCCAGAAGCUCUCUGCCUCUUCCACGAGUGCCAGUUUGGUGGCACAGAGGACACUGAGGGUUUUCCCUCACUGGCAGAGCUGGCGCAGCAACGAGGGGCUGUCCCUGGUGGCCCGCCACUCACCCUGUCCCUUCAGCACAUCGAGGAGGUAGAGGACCUGGCUCUGGCUACCAUCCAUGCCAUCUGUCCUCGAGCCAAGGAGGCCAGUGUGUGGUUAGGGGACGCCCCAGGCCUGGCAAGCAGCUGGGAACUGCUGGGCUGGGACCACCUGGUCCGACUGACCUUGGGCUGUGGCGGCCAGCAGAGACGGAUGCUGACAGAGGUGCUGCCGUUGUUGCAGAAACUGGGCCCUCGCCUGCAGAGCCUGGUCCUGCAUGGCUUCUGCUGCCAGGAUGAGCUCUUGCUGCCUACCCUAUUUGCCAGCUGCCCCAGCCUGCAGACCUUCAGUGCCGAGCUGCAUGUCACACCGGACACCAAUCUCCACCUCGAGGUCCCAGAGGACCCUCCACACUGGGCCACCGACCUGCUGCCCCACAGCCUCACCAAGCUCCGCAGCUUCUCCCUGACCCUGGCCAGCACUGCUGACAUCUUCCCUGCACAGCACAGGUUGGCAUUGUGUGCCACACUGGCCUCGCUGCUGUGCCACGCUCCACACCUCCAGACUCUUCACCUGCUCAGUGUGCCCUUCCCACUGGACUCGGUGUUCGAGACGGUGCUGGCAGCAGCGGGGCCACCACUGCUUGAGCUGCAGGAGCUCUCUCUGGCCAAGAGCUCUGUGUCCAGCCAGACUGUGUGGCUCCUGCUGACCUCCGACAGCCACCUGCGCCACUUGGACCUGUCCCACUGCUGGAACAUCUCCCGAAGAGACUAUGACAGCUUUCUGAAGAUGGCACAGAUGCAGCAGCUGGAGCUGGACAUUGCUUGGGAGUAGCCAAGCUCUUUAAUAAAUGAGUUAUGUCAUGCCCCAUGGCACCAUUUGUGCCCAUCAUGGUGGCUAUCCUGGCA
This is a messenger RNA of Pogoniulus pusillus (Red-fronted tinkerbird), 3474 nucleotides long. RefSeq lists its product as uncharacterized. Bases 1787 to 3400 code for a protein of 537 amino acids. The transcript has 5 exons. The record is from RefSeq and is a predicted model, not a curated record. NCBI's taxonomy places the organism in Eukaryota, Metazoa, Chordata, Aves, Piciformes, Lybiidae.